This is a messenger RNA of Hippoglossus stenolepis (Pacific halibut), 2792 nucleotides long. It is a transcript of the gene ccdc97, whose product is annotated as coiled-coil domain containing 97. The coding region runs from base 299 to 1354 and encodes 351 amino acids. NCBI's taxonomy places the organism in Eukaryota, Metazoa, Chordata, Actinopteri, Pleuronectiformes, Pleuronectidae. The record is from RefSeq and is a predicted model, not a curated record. The transcript has 8 exons.
ACGCGCACAGGCGAGUGGGCGGAACCGUUGUUCCGGGUGCGGAGAAGCAGGGGACUCCAACUCGUGACGGACCAACAUGGCGGCGGCGAAAUAUUAAGCUAAACAACUCAGAUGUAAAGUAAUUUAUUACAUCAUUGUCACGCGAGAACGUUCAUGUUAAAUCUGCAAAGUCCUUCAUUGUCACUAUUAACAACAAAUUAAACGUAAAGGAAACGUGACACCGGAUAUAAACGUUAGCUAAGCUUGAAAAUAACUGUUAUUUACCGGGAGCCGCUGGAAACACGUUAGCUAAAGAAGCAUGUGGGGGGAAAUCGAACCUCCGGUGAGAACACAACAACAACAACAACAACGACCACAACAACAACAACAACAACAACAGAGUCCGCGUGACAGCGAAGAAGAACGGAGCGGAUCACCGGAGGAGCCGGAGACACCGACCUGGAGAUAUGACCCAAUCCGCCGCACUGACACCGAGCAGCCGCCGCCGGACAUCCCGUUCUCGAGUCGGGCGGAGUCCACCUGUGUGAACGCCAUGUUAGACGCGGUGGCCUCCAGCGGGAGCCUGGUGAAGAGCCAGCAGGUGGGGGAGGCUGAGCUGAGCCUGGAGCAGCGGAGACGGGAGCUGCAGCUCCAGUACACACACAGACCCCUGGUGUUCCUGGAGAGGUAUCAUGCGUGUCUGAAGCCUCAGGAUCUGUCAGCGUUUGCCCACGUCUGCUCAGACCCACGAGCUCUGCACUACAGCUGCGUGAUACAGAAACGAGAUGAAGAGUGGACGAACAGAACCCGGGUCAGGAACCAGCGCUACGCAGCCCUCAGGGCCCUGCAGACGGAGGGUCAGUAUUUCAGUGAAGAGCAGAUGCGGAUCAGGGAGCCGCUGUUGUAUGAACAGUAUAUUGGCCAGUACCUGACGGAUGAGGAGGUGCUGGAGCGCUCCCAGGAAGCCAUGCUGGACGGUGCACCGGGGGGACCAGGGGCCCCAGCAGGAGGCCCCGGAGGGCUCGCCCACCUCCUCCUCAACUCCUACCAGGAGCGUCUCAUCCAGAAUCGACUGCAGGAGGAGCAGGAGAGAGAGGAGGGCGCACUGGAGGAGGAUGAAGAUGACGAAGAUGAUGAUAACAGAGUCCAGGAGAAGGAAAAGGAGCCCACAGCGGAGGAGAAGGCUCUGCUCAGGGAGGAGUUCAUCAGUCAGAUGCACCAGCGCUUCUUAGACGGCAAAGACAAGGAUUUCAACUACAGUGAAGUGGAUGAAAACCCGGACUACGACAACUUGGACAUUGUCAGCAGAGAUGCUGAGGAAAAGUACUUUGAUGAAGAUGAGGAGGAAGAGGAUGAAGAGGAUAUGAUGGACUAGCUGCUGCAGUCGUGUGUCACCUCUCGGACUGACCUGGACACCAGCGUUUGGAUCUUCGACACGAAGCUCAUCACCUGCUCCUCAUCAUCUGCCUUUUGGUUGUUGAAGACAUUGGAAGCCUCCACCACACCUGCGCAGGAAGUUGCGGAGGUUGCCAUCGCUCUUGGUUUUGAUUUCAGACGAACCCCAUGGGUAUUUUAAUUUUCAUAGCACCAAAUCAUAACAUACAUCAUCUGUAUGGAAGAGAAAACGUUCAUUAACUGUAAAGGAACAUCUAGAACCAGACAGAGAAGGGGAGGGGGAGAGUUGUGUAAGCAUACUUUUUAAGCUCUGUCAGACUGGUUGUGGUAAUUAAAAUAACAGAGUGAUAUUUAUAGAUGUAAUCAUGUAAAUAAAUGACAGCAGCUCCAGACCAAGUGAGAGUUUCUUCUGAGAACUCUGGACAGUGUCUGGAUGAGUCGAUGAGACAACACAGCAGCAGGAGAGUCUCUCUAGUCGACACUGUGUUCAUUCAACCACGUUCCACUGUCAGGCCCUGUUUACCUUUAAUAAACCAAAAGAGAUUGAUCACAAAACACAGAAAAUCCCCUGAAGCUUCAGACGACAGACUAUGACUAUGACGACCUUAUCAGGGUUUUCUGAGGAGAACGUUAGAUCCCAGACUGUUAAACCCAGAGCAAGGGGACGGUGUCGGGUCGGCACCGAGUCGAGGUCCAGUUCUGACUGUAAAGUUAAAAAGCCGAGUAAAGAGCAAUAUUCUAAUGUGCAACGACACAGACGUGAACUGGGUUUUCAGUUCUCUCCCCAGCUCUGCUCUUCCUGCUGCUCCACACUGACGUUAUAUCACAUGAGCAGAAUGAAACUGAAACUAUGAGUAAGAAAUGUCAGGUGACUGGUUAAAGUUUCACAAGCUGAAGGGUCCGUGGACUUUGCUCACAGUGAUUUAAAGUAGAAAGACAGUGCUUUGAAACAGGAAUAAAGUAAUUUACAGUGGGCAUACAGUGAUUUAAAGUAGUAAAAUUUAGAUUUUAAGUAAAAGUACAGUGAUUUAAAGUAUUAUGUUUAUUUAAAGUAGGAAGGCAGUGCUUAAAAUAGGAAUAAAGUAAUUUGCCGUGGGCAUACCGCGAUUUAAAGUAUUAACAUGUUGAUUUUAAGUAAAAUCACAAUGAGUUAAAGUAGGAAUGAAGUAACUUACAGUAGUAAUAUGUGGAUUUAAGUAAAAAAUACAGUGAUUUAAAGUAGGAAUGCAGGGCUUAAAGCAGGGAUUUGGAGAUUUCAAGUAGGAAUGCGGUGAUUUAGAGUAAGAAUAUGGUAAUUUAAAGUAUGAAUACACUGAUUUAAAUUUAAAUUUCUUCUACCACUGCUCAUUUUGUCCUGAAAUGUCUGAUGUUCUCUAUAGAAAUAUGUGGUAAACAUGGUAAUAAAUCCUAAAUCUUAA